Paramecium tetraurelia is the source of this 1308-nucleotide messenger RNA. RefSeq lists its product as uncharacterized. The record is from RefSeq and is a predicted model, not a curated record. Lineage: Eukaryota; Ciliophora; Oligohymenophorea; Peniculida; Parameciidae. The transcript has 2 exons.
AUGGCAAUAUCGAAAAUGGAAAAAUUGGCCAUUCUUAACCUCAAAACCUCGAUCUAAGAUGUAGACGCAAGUCAACGCAUUUCAAAUUGCCAAUAGGCUUAGUAAUAUGAUGAACCAAUUUAGAAAGUCGCCAUAUGUCUCUCAAAUUUGAAAGUAUAAAACGAAUCAACCAAUAGUAGCAAUCAUAACAAAAAAUUUAUCUCAUUCCUAAAUGUUUUUGAAGGUCUUUAGAAUAUUUUUGACCUUCCUAUUAUUUCUAAGCAGUUAUAUUUUGUUUCUCCUCAUGAUCACUUCUUAACAGCUUAUUAUCCAACAAGAUAGAAAAAUGAAACCAAAGAAUUGGUUGAAUAUGAGUGGUUUAUUAACUAUAUAACUGAGAUUUAGAAGAAUUCAAAUCCUUCCUUCUUUAAGCUGAUUCCUUAUAUUAACCUACCAAAUUAUGAUUAUUUAUUGGCAGGAUUGACUAUGUUAAUGAUCGACAAAAAUUAUUAAAUCAACGGAAUUGCAGUGUAGAUUUUGAAUUUUCCUUAACUUACUAAAAUCCUUUUUAUUGAAACUCUAAAUAUAAUUAUGGUGUACGAUGAUGGUAAAAUUAUGUACACCCAAACCUAUGUAUACAACGGUUUAGAAAAACAAAUUAGAUACAUUUAUAAUGAAACUAUCAGUGGUUUUAACUAUUCAGAUUGGGAACUGAUCAAAUCUUCACUCAAUUUUAAAUACCCUAUCUACAUAUACAAUAGCUUAUUAAAUUAGAAUGUAUAUCUUAAAGCUAAAUAAAUACCAAAUACUCCUUUGAUAUCGCUGAUAUUAACUAAUUUAACUUAUGAAAAUGAAAUUUCCAAACUAUUAAACGAAUAAAUAGAUUCAAUUCUAAAUUGGUAAUUAACUUUAAUCACUUAUACUUCAUCUAUAAGCAUCCUAAUAAUAUUAUUAAGUUUAAUUCCUUUAAGAUCUUUAUUUAAACCGACUUAGGUUGUGAUAGAGAUGAUGAUGAAAUAUUUACUGGGAAGAUUUGAUUAUAAAUUGAAAGAUCAAGUUAUAAGAGAAAAUAAGAUCUCACAAUUAAAUAAUGCGAUUAAUUAAUUAUAUUAAGCUUAUCAGAGGUUAGAUAUUACUUUAAAUUAAUCGUAAUACGUUAAAAAUGAACAUUGCAUACUCAUUGAAAAAUUCUAUUAUGAAUAGAAGAAAGGAAAAAUGCAGAAUUUUUCAUUCGAAAACAUUAUAAAUCAGAAAGAAUAACUAAGUCUUUCUGAAUUUAAAAAAUUUAUUGCCAUGUAACACGAUGUUUAGGUUGAAACCAUUAUUUGA